AUGUAUACAGGUGUGCAGCGCACACAAGGCCACAUCCGGUUUCAGUUUCAAGUUGCUCAUCCCUGCCCUCCUCUCGUUCCCCUUGCCUUCCCAACAUCCGCACUCUGUCCCUUUCUUCCCAAUGUGUCCCCCCACUAUUCCCUCCGUUCCCGCCCCACUACCCUGUUCCCCGGUGCCCGGCGAGGCAGCUUUGGAGUGGUGAUGCUGGAGGUGGUGCUGGGGCGAGGCCCGGUGGUGCUGCUGGGCACAGAGUGUGUUAACAUCAAGGACUGGGCUCUUCUCUCCAACCUCAUCAUAUCGUCCCUUCCCCCUCUGCUUGCACAACCCCGUCAGGCCGCCCCUCUCCUAGCUGCCGACGACCUCACACCACUCCUAGACCCCUCGUUACAAGCACAGCCACCAGACGCCCUCCUCCCCAGCACACUCAGUCACGAGCAGCAGGUGCGGCUUACAAGGGCACUGACAGAGCUGGGGCUGGCAUGCACACACGUGCCCACGGCCACCCGCCCCUCCAUGGCCUCGCUCAUCUCCUCCCUCUCCUCCCUCUCCUCCCUCAAGCGCCAGUUCUUUGGCACGAGGGAGGGCGCGAGAGAUGGCAGUGGGGGGCGACAGGGGUAUGGGGGUGUAGGCACUGCUGUUGGCGCUGGUGCUGGUGGUGGCGGUGUUGUGGGGAGGGUUAUUCACGAAGUGGGUGAGGAGGAUGGUGCGUUGGAGCUAUCAGGCGUCAUUGGUGCAAGAGCUGGUGGAAUAGAAGCAGGAGCAGGAACUAGUGAAUUGGCAGGGGCAGCAGGAGAAGCGCCUGGGAAGCAAAAGGGAGAUGGAGGAGGAGGGAUGGGGAGCGAUGUGGGGUUGCAGGAGAGUGCAGAGGAGGUGGACAGAGCGUUCAUGGAGGGGGUGAAGGAGCAGGGGCGCACUCUGGACGAGGAGCUGUCCAUUCUGAACCACAUGCUCGUCAUGUCUGCCGUGCAACGUAGUGGCAUCCACCUGUUUUCCUCCUCUGCCUUGCCAUCCCAGGAGCAUUCCGGGCACGGUGGCUUUUGA
Closterium sp. Naga37s-1 is the source of this 1041-nucleotide messenger RNA. NCBI's taxonomy places the organism in Eukaryota, Viridiplantae, Streptophyta, Zygnematophyceae, Desmidiales, Closteriaceae. The record is from the annotation of a GenBank genome assembly.